Suillus plorans is the source of this 267-nucleotide messenger RNA. RefSeq lists its product as uncharacterized. The record is from RefSeq and is a predicted model, not a curated record. NCBI's taxonomy places the organism in Eukaryota, Fungi, Basidiomycota, Agaricomycetes, Boletales, Suillaceae. The annotation marks the transcript as partial. The transcript has a single exon.
GUAAGAGCAGUCACCACCAUGCGGAAUGGAGGUGUCAUAGUAGAACUGGACUCUGAAGAACUGGCUGAAUGGCUCCGAGGACCAUCUGGUCGCACCCUACUCGAAGAACAAUUCGAAUCAACAAUAUUGUUCCGCUCUCGCACUUUCGCCUUAGUACUAGAAUACUUAUCAAUUCGUUUACAGAUUGAAUAUAUUGACUUCCUUCGUCAUGUAGAAGCCGAAAAUAAUCUACCGGCCGGCUCCCUAACCUCCAUUCGGUGGAUCAAA